Amorphotheca resinae ATCC 22711 is the source of this 1016-nucleotide messenger RNA. RefSeq lists its product as hypothetical. The coding region runs from base 291 to 797 and encodes 168 amino acids. Lineage: Eukaryota; Fungi; Ascomycota; Leotiomycetes; Helotiales; Amorphothecaceae. The transcript has 2 exons. The record is from RefSeq and is a predicted model, not a curated record.
GAGAGGGGAUGAUAUUAUAGGGGAGGGGGCGGUGGUGGUGCUCGGCCUGCCCUGCUCCUCAGCACAAGGAGCUGCCCAGGAAGGGACUUCGGUAUCAACUUCAUCUCUAGCAUUACCAAACCUAUCAGCUUUCAGUAUCAUGUCCAGUACACUUACGUCCGGAGCAGUGAGUGAAUCUCUCGAUAUAAUAAGUCUGUCAGAACACGCAGGCUGUGGGAGAACCCAAUGAUAUGUUCUGAGCUCACAAGCUUCGAGUCGCGCAACUUCUGAAGGCAGCCACGGUAGCGGUCAUGAUGCAAUCUCUCCUCCCAUCUUUGCGGCCCCUCUCAGCUCUGCAGCUCCGGCCGGAGUCCUGCCUGGGAACUUGCCCUCUUCUUUGUAUGUCAGCAAAAGCUGCUCGUCCAAGUCUGACUAUCGGCUUUGCUUGCUCGUGCUCAAAACAAUCCUGCUCGGCCUCGCUCAAACAUCCAUCAUCGUCACUGCUAGACUCGGGAUCGCCAUCACUUGAAUCAUUCUCAUCGCCGCUACUUGACAGUUCGACCUUCUCCGCCCCAACGUCAAUGAAGCAUUGGCCGCUCCCAGUUCAAGAACGAUUAGCCCCUGUAUGGGACCGGUUCUUGAAUUUUGUCGAGCAGCGCACGGUUUCUUCCCUCCAGACAGGGAGGGCAGAACGAUGUAUUCCCACGAACGGCCUUCGUUCCACAUCUAGCGCAGCUUUGCCUCCUCUUCUUCUCGCAUGCCGAGCCCGGCAGCCACCUCAGGCAACAACCCCUCGUCACGUCCCAUCUCAUCGUUGACUACAAACGACGGGUCCCCCUACCGCUGCAGAAGCAGUACCAUUUGCUGAGUACGAGGAAUGGCCCUUCCAAGGCCUUCUCAAAUGCACCAAGAUCGGGGAUGAUGUGACGUACAAUCUUGAGUUCAAACUGCCAUCGAUCUCGAGCCACCUUCACCUACCGAUUAAUCCCGAAGCAUUGGACAUCAAUCACGACACUGCUGCACAUCCAAGAUAUAUC